Molecule: messenger RNA, 528 nt
Organism: Eruca vesicaria subsp. sativa (arugula)
Lineage: Eukaryota; Viridiplantae; Streptophyta; Magnoliopsida; Brassicales; Brassicaceae
Source: the annotation of a GenBank genome assembly
AUGGCUGAAGUUGUUCACUCUGUUGCUGAUUUUCCUAACACGGCUCUUCUUGCUUAUGGGCUCAGUAGCUCAAGGCGUGCACCAGACACACCUCAUCCGUGCUUCACUUACCGUUGCUAUUCAAUCUGUCAAAAAGGAGCUGCACAAGAAGGCAUGACCAUAAGAGAUUAUAUUUGGCGUGGUCAUGAUCCUACUUCUGUUGCUGUUAUGACCAAGGGCGGCACUGCAAUGGCAGUUUUGGCAAUUGCCGCGGCUUCUCUGGUUGUUUUUAAGAUGACAGGAAAUGCUAUUUAUGAUCCUAUAGGAUUGUUGUUGGAAACUUACUUGGAAUGUGCACCAAGUUCUUUUUCUUGUGGAUUUGUCUUCGAGGUUGUAUAUUCCAAGCUGUCUAAGCAUGUCGUAGGUGAGGAAGUUGUAACAGCUUUAGGAAGUGAAGUAAUCCGGUUAGAGAAACAGAUCCGAGACCUUGUCCCUGGAAUCCAGCACGUUGACAUUGAAGCACAGAAUCCCAAAGACCAAUCUUUAUGA